This is a messenger RNA of Knipowitschia caucasica, 1551 nucleotides long. NCBI's taxonomy places the organism in Eukaryota, Metazoa, Chordata, Actinopteri, Gobiiformes, Gobiidae. The record is from the annotation of a GenBank genome assembly.
AUGCGGUCCCUGAGGAAGACGGUGCUGCUGGUGCUGCUGGUGUCGGUGGUGCUGGUCCUCGCUCUCCUGCACUCCUGGCCCUCUCGUGGUUACUCCACGGUGGACGUGUGGCAGCGGCGCGGUGCCCUGCACCAGGAUGACAGGUUCAACGACCACCAUCUCAGCGCCAUCCCCAUCCGUGUCCGGGACUCUGUGGCUGGGCUCUUGUCCCGGAACAGCUGUGUAUGUGAAGGAGACAGUGGAGGCCUGAACCUGCCUUUCUCUCAGCUGCUGUUUCCCAGAGUCUCCGCUCACUCCCUUCACACCUCAUUCAGACCCUCAGAGCUGGAGGAGCUCAAAAGGAGGCGUGCCCACGAGUUCGAGAGCUACCAGAGGAGAGCUCAGACGGCAGCUGACCUGCUCCUCAUCGCUGAGGCCAACAGUCCACUGCAGUUCCCCACACAGGGAGUGGAGGUGCGGCCACUCAAGACCAUCAUCAUCCCAGGUCUGGCACUGCACGACAGCCCCAGAGACCUCUAUACAGUGAACCUGACGGCUGGCCUUGGGACUCUGAACGUGGCGGCGGAGGUGGAGGCCGUGAGACUGAGAGGAGACGGCGAUAGUCACAUGACCAUCACAAGCUCCGCCCUCAACAGCCUAAAUCGACAGUUGCAGUUUGUGACGUACACAAACACACAGUUCCAUCCCAGUACAGCUGACACAGUUCAAUUUGAAACAGACCGACAUCAGGCCUCAUUCAUCAUCAAGAUCCGACACAGCACCACCCCCAAACUAUACAACACUGGAUCUUCACAAGAGUACAACGUGAGUGCUCUGGUGACAAUAGCCACAAAGACAUUCCUUCGGUACGAUAAACUUCAGGAUUUGAUUGACAGCAUUCGGAAGUUCUACCCCACAGUUACCAUAGUGAUCGCAGACGACAGCGAGAAUCCUCAGAGCAUAUCCGGACCCUUCAUCGAGCAUUACAUCAUGCCCUUCGGAAAGGGCUGGUUCGCUGGGAGGAACUUGGCCGUGUCUCAAGUGACCACUAAGUACGUCCUGUGGGUGGAUGACGACUUCAUCUUCAGCUCAAACACCAAACUGGAGAAACUGGUGGACGUGUUGGAGAGGACCACCCUGGACCUGGUGAGCUGUCUGGGGGUGGAGCUGCUCGACGAGGACCCCUGCUGUCUGGUACUGACGUCGCGCGGCACAAACUGCUCCGUAACGCGGUUCUUAAUGAGCGCCGCGACCGCAGAAGUGGUCAGGGCCUGGAGCAAUGAUGUUCUGCAGAUCCUGGAGACACAGAGGAACUUCCUCAAUGCUCUUCAGUCUCCAAUCGAGUACCAGCGGUCAUGCAGUUUGGGUCGCAGCUCGAAGCCUCAGACCUUGUCCACCACUGACCUCAGACCUCACUCCUCCAGCUCCAUGGACCGACACCAGAGCCUCCUGUUCUACAACACUUCACUACCGAUGCUGCACCCACACUGCCCUGCCACCAAAGCAAUUUCGAGUCCGUAUGAAGCCCAUAGAGCUCUCUCAGUCCAGCGCCCCCUUCAGGAAAGGAAAUGA